Thermothielavioides terrestris NRRL 8126 is the source of this 2574-nucleotide messenger RNA. RefSeq lists its product as uncharacterized. The record is from RefSeq and is a predicted model, not a curated record. The transcript is spliced from 2 exons. Bases 332 to 2563 code for a protein of 743 amino acids. Gene Ontology annotation, biological process: vesicle-mediated transport; intracellular protein transport. NCBI's taxonomy places the organism in Eukaryota, Fungi, Ascomycota, Sordariomycetes, Sordariales, Chaetomiaceae. Gene Ontology annotation, cellular component: membrane coat.
CAACCGCCCUUUUUGUGCGACGCACCGAGUGGUUGUGGGCUCCGACGGCGCAACAACGCACGCCCGCCAUGGAGUCCAUCGCACGCAUAUCGACGCUCCUCGAGAACGCCCGGGAGCUCACCCUCGACGCGGCCUCGGCUGCCCGAAGCUCACGCGGUUCGUCCCGACCCCUCGACCGGACGCAGGUCAAGAAGCUGCUGGACAGCCGCAGUGAGCGGGAUGUGCUCGACGGGUUGCGGCGUGUCGUCUCGGUUUGUACUCGGCCCGCCGUCCGCCGUCUGUCGUCCUUCGUCCCCAAUCCGCGAUCGGCUAACGGCUGCAUGUCCAGAUGAUGUACCGCGGCCAAAAGACGCUGCCGCUGUUCUCGUCCGUGGUCAAGAACGUCGCCUCGCCCAACCUAGAAAUCAAGAAGCUCGUGUACAUCUAUCUCAUCCACCAUGCCGAGCAGGAACCGGAUCUCGCCCUCCUGUCCAUCAACACGAUCCAGAAGUCGCUGUCGGACACGAACCCGCAGGUGCGCGCGCUGGCGCUGCGCACCAUGUCGGGCAUCCGGGUGCCGGUUAUCAGUCAGAUCGUGUCGCUCGCCAUUCGAAAGGGCGCCGGCGACAUGAGCCCAUACGUCAGACGCGCCGCGGCCUUGGCCAUUCCCAAGUGCUACCGCCUCGAUCCCUCGCAGCUGCCCCAGUUGCUGGAAUAUCUUUCGACUCUCCUCGGCGACAAGCAAUACUACGUGGCUGGCGCUGCCGUGACUGCGUUCAUGGCGAUAUGCCCGGAGAGGGUUGAUCUGAUCCACAAGCACUACCGGAGCCUCGUCAGGAUGAUCGUCGAUAUGGACGAGUGGAGCCAGCUGUCGACCCUGCGGCUGAUGACCAUCUACGCCAGGAAAUGCUUUCCCAGGAGGACAAAGUCGGUUAGAGGCAAGGAGAGAACGGCAGAGCUGCAUGACUUCUAUGGCGAAAGUCCUGAUGCGAACUCCGAGAGUGAGCAGGUCGUGGUGCUCGAUCCAGAUCUGGAGCUGCUUCUCAACAGCAUCAAGCCCCUCUUACAGUCUCGCAACUCGGGCGUGGUCGUCGCAGUUGCGCGGUGCUACUCCGCCAUCGGCACGCCUGCCUACACAAAGGCAGCAAUCGGGCCGCUGGUUGCCCUCCUCCGCGGCGCCCAGGACAUCCAACAGAUCGCACUCUUCAACAUCGUCUCCAUUUGUCUGAGCUGCCCAGCCGACUUUGUCAAGUACGCCACUCACUUCCUCGUCCGAGCAACCGACACGCAGCCAGUGUGGGAGCUCAAAUUGGAGGUCCUCACCCUUAUCUUCCCCCACGCUCCGCCCCAUGUGAAAAGCCUCAUCCUCAACGAGCUGGAGCAUUUCAGCCGAGGCUCCGACAAGGCUCUCGUCAGGGAGGCCGUGAGAGCCAUUGGCAGAUGCGCACAAACCGACGCGGCCACCGCGCCGAGAUGCUUGCGACUGCUCCUGGGCCAGAUCACAAGCCUCGACGGCACGCUAGCAGCCGAGAGCUUGACCGUCAUCCGCCAUCUCAUCCAGCAAGACCCGACGGCGCAUAUUGCCACCGUUAUCCGCCUUGCUAAGAACCUCGACUCGGCCACCGACCCGCAAGCUCGCGCCACCAUCAUCUGGCUCGUCGGCGAGUUCUCGGGCCUCAACGGCGAGGACAACAUCGCCGCCGACGUCCUGCGCAUCCUCCUCAAGGACUUCGCCUCGGAGUCCGAGAUCGCCAAACGCCAGAUCGUACUGCUCGGCGCCAAAGUCUACCUGCACCACCUCAACCGCCAAAUCGCGCAGUCCCCAUCCCGCUCCCAAUCCCCGUCGACUGACGAAGACCCUACCAGCUCCUUUCCACCCCCCGGCCCCAAACCCCUCGACGAAGACGACCACCCGGCCGCCAAGCUCUGGCGCUACCUGCUCCUCCUCGUCCGCUACGACACCUCGUACGACCUGCGCGACCGCACGCGCCUGUACAAGGCGCUGCUCCAGGUGCCGCAGCUCGCCACGCUGAUGCUGCUCGCGCCGAAGCCGGCGCCGCAGGCUCCGAGCCCGUCCGAGGCGCGCCGCGGGUACACCCUCGGCUCGGCCGCGCUGGUGCUGGCCGCCGCCGGCGGCGGCGUGCACGGCCUGAGGGGGUACGAGGACCUGCCGCCGUGGGUUGAGGCGGGCCGCGAGCCCGACCCGAGGCUGCGCGGAAGCGACGAUGGCGGCGGGAGGUACGGCGAGAAGAGGGUCGUGCCGGCUGCCGAGGCGCUGGAUGCUGCUGCUGCGGCUGCUGCUGCGAGUGGUGGCGGUGCACGGGCGUCGCCUGCCUCGCUGGGUGGGCAGCCGGUGAGGGUUGGAGGGAAGGCGGCGAACGGACUGGGCGAUAAGACGUUGGAUGAUUGGUUGGCGGAGGACGAAGAGGAGGAGGAGGAGAGUGAGGAGGAAGAGGAGGGGGAAGAGGAGGGGGAUGAGGAGGACGACGAGGAGGAAGAAGAGGAAGAAGAGGAAGAAGAUGACGAAGAGGAGGAGAGCGAAGAGGAUUCGGAAGGGGAUGCAAGGCUCAUGCGGCCACGAUGAGAGGGAUCAGU